Messenger RNA from Zymoseptoria tritici IPO323, 2763 nucleotides. RefSeq lists its product as uncharacterized. Gene Ontology annotation, biological process: protein autophosphorylation; phosphorelay signal transduction system. Lineage: Eukaryota; Fungi; Ascomycota; Dothideomycetes; Mycosphaerellales; Mycosphaerellaceae. Gene Ontology annotation, molecular function: phosphorelay sensor kinase activity; histidine phosphotransfer kinase activity. The transcript has a single exon. The coding region runs from base 1 to 2763 and encodes 920 amino acids. The record is from RefSeq and is a predicted model, not a curated record.
AUGAAAGACACGCAAGCCAUGGAGCGGCAAAGCAUUUGCUUUCCCUUCCAUGGCACACAGGACGUACUUCAACAUGGAGAUUCGGGAUUCAAGGAGGAGAUCGAUCGUCUCUAUUCCCCGGCUGAGAACAAUGCGCUGGAGUCUUUGAUCGCAUUGAAAGCCAGUCUGAAUCAUCUUUCGACCGACGACUUCUGGACCGCAGCGACGGAGGGCAUAUCGUCGUUACUGGGCGCCGAGAUAUGCUUUAUCAUGAAGCGGAUUCUGGUCGAUGAUCAGGAAUCUGCGGUAGAGAUGCCUCCACUCGGCGAGCCCGGUUCCUGCAUGAUGGCCGCUGCUCUACACUACUGCGGGAACGACGGUACUAAGGAAACGUACAAAUCAACCCGAUUCCAUGCAUACGGAUGCCCUUGCGCAUACAUGCGACACGACAAGGUGUUUGUCAUUCCGGACCGACUCAACGACUUCAUCACGAACAAUCCCAACCAGUUGCCUACGCCAUGCGAAGCCUACAUUGCAGUGCCAUUGUUCGAGCAAGGAAAGUGCUUCGGCCACUUUGGCGCAAUGUGGUCGGUAGAGGGCGCCGCGAAAAGGAAACUCUCGUGGGCAUUCAUCGAAAUGAUCAUGCACGCCAUGGAAGACAUGAUCGCGCAGAGGUUCUCGGCUGGCGCCAAUCUCGUUCGCGCGCCGGCGGCGGAGGGAAGCAGAGUCAUCCCGCACGACGUUGUGACCCUCGCCCAGUCACUUCGGCCGUACGCAGGCAGUCUUUCACAUGAAUUGCGCACGCCCAUGCAAGGAAUCGUAGGUAUGCUGGAUGUCAUGUACGCGACUGUACAAGAUGCUGUCGAAGGGCAGAACGAUCCAACGCUUAGAAAGGUCUUUGAAACGUUGAAGGCGAACAUUGAGAUUGUUCAGGAUAGCUCUCGACGAGCAGUUGAGGCUGCAGAUAACGUCGUGCACGCCUAUGAUAUGGACAUGGCCAUUCCGGAAGCACCGCCGACUCUCUUGGAUGAACCAAGUCAUGAAUCUCAUGAUUCAAUGUCGCCGGCUCCGAUGAACUACGAACGAAGACCAGAGAUCUUGGUUGCAGGCAGCAACUUGCCACUGUCGCGGCCGAAUAAGAGAAGACGAGAAGAGGCGUUCUCACGAACGGCAAGUACGGGUUCGAUGAAGGCGCCACGACUGGGGCAAGACUCUUCAAACACAAAUUGUCGAUGCGCCGCGCCGAUAGUUGCCGCUCAAAAGGGACUAGCAGAUGAAGAGGAAGGCGACGAUGUACUCCCGACCAACGAGCUCAGCUCUGCGAACGAGCUGCUAGCUCCGUCUAGUCGUAUGAUUGCGCCAGGUCUUCGACACACAAACCUCGGCGAACUCGUACAAUCCGUGAUCAACGACAGCUUGAAGGUUGGUGGACGACCAGACUCAGCGUUUGCCCAAGAGACGGAGCUAGGAGAGAUUAUUGAAGUACGCACGAGAGGCUCCGACGGGUCAGCUGGACACAAGAAUAUCGAGUGGAGCAUUGAUCCGAGCGUGCCCAGCACAUUGUUCAUCGACGAGAAGGACUUGAGCAAGCUGAUAUCAUGCUUGAUACUGAAUGCGAUCAAAUUUACCGACUCGGCGAACGGUCGAAUCACCGUGCAUGCUACGAUGAGUCGUCGAUCGCGAUACAUCUCGAUCAAAGUGUCGGAUAAUGGUCAGGGCAUUCCAGCGGCGUUCUUACCGAAGUUGUUCAAGCCAUUCUCGCAAGAGAAUGCAUCCACUACUCGCUCAAAUGAAGGUCUUGGACUCGGAUUGAUGGUAGCGAAGGGUAUCGCAAGGAAGUUGGGAGGCGAUUUGAUGUGCACAAGAGCAGAGACCAGUGGCAUGACACGUGGAACGGAUUUUGAGAUAAAAAUACCACUACAGGCGGGAGAGACAAUCAGCAGGCCUGGCUCGCCUUUCAGCUCACCCAUGCCACGGCAGGCCCAGCUGCACCUGGACUCUGCACACAUCCGACCUCUGCCGCCGGCACCAUCCAGCCCUCGAGGACUCUCGCGUGCUCUCCAUGACGCAGUUGGCCCUCCACUCUUCUACUCGCCUCUCCCGGGCAUCUCGCACCCGCGUACACCUCCCUCACCGAAGCAUUGUAUGGAGCUUGCCGCGAACGUCAAUCCGCCCAUUAUCGCCAACACCCCACCCUCGCCAACGAGCAGCAACGAUACCGCGCCGAGACCGAGACAUCGCCGCCGCUAUCGGAAAUCAGUCGGCUCUAAUGCCGCCAUUGACCGCGACCUCGCCACGAAAUACCCGCUCAACUUUCUCGUCGCCGAAGACAACAAGAUCAACCGCAAACUUCUAGUCAGCAUGCUUUCCAAGUUCGGGUACAAGAACAUUCUCGAAGCCCAUGAUGGCACUGAAGCAGUGCGACAAAUGAGCGUCGCCAGGUCUCCCGCCGAACAGGUCGAUGUCGUCUUGAUGGAUUUGUGGAUGCCGCUUAUGGAUGGGUACGAAGCCACCCAGCGGAUCCUGGGCAUGGACGCGGCGAGACUUGAGCAUGGCGCGGUCGUCAAGCGUCCAACAGUUCUGGCUGUCACUGCUGAUGUUACGGAUGGCGCGCUGGAACGGGCGGCACAGGUCGGCAUGAAAGGAUACAUGACGAAGCCUUACAAGUUGAUGGACUUGCAGAGAUUGAUUACGGAGUAUUGUGCGCGCAGUGAGAUUCAGACUCAGGAAAGCGAGAAUGGGAAUGUAGAGAGUGUCGCUCAGGGCGUGACGAUUGAGGCUUGA